UUAUUUUCCUAUCCUAUUAUUAUUACUUUUUUUUACAUUCCAUUUUUAUCCGGUUUUUUUUUAUAUCAAUAAUUUGGUAUUUAGCUGCAGAGUAAAAUUGCAUGUUAUUCUUUUAUUUAUUUUUCUUUUACCUAAUGUUAUUAUCUUUUCUUCCGAGCUAAUUCGUCCAAUAUCUAAAAAAAAUAUUGAUCGCAAAGUGUAUUCUCUAUCACUGUAGCGAACAGGAAUACAUUCGUGGUACCGAAUCGUCAGCCAUGCAUGGCUUGGAGGACACUUGCCGCAUGUCUCUCUUGGGAACACUGAGUGCUAUCUGGCGUAAUUAAUGUCAUGCUUUUAAAUCAAAUAACGAUUUAUCUCAGUUCAGUUAAUUAAAUGUCUUCAAAACUAUUAUAUAAAUAUUGCCAACAUAUCAUCACAUCCGUCAUGAGGAACGUCUGCAGCUGCGUUACGCUUCAUGUGUGAAGGCCUCUCACUGUGCCACUUUCCUCCCUACAAUGCAGGACAGAACCGUAACACAAAUUAAUUUCACGGUGUUGUUGCCAUGAGAAUAUCCUGCUCGACUGUGGGGGAAGAGAUGGAUGGAAGCAAGGACUUCUUGCAAUAUAUAUACAUCCUGCGAUCCUCGCUGCUGUAGGAGUUACAUCUCUGCUUCAGCUAGGGAAGCAUGAGGGUUCUGGUCGCCUUAUUCUUGGUCGCCCUGGUGGCGGCGCAGAAAGAUGGCGAAGCUGAACCCAGUAAGAUCAAACCACAUUCCCAUACAUAUCCUUUGGGCUAUGGUUACGGCCACGGCUACCCCUACGGUUACUACGGCCACGGCUACCCCUACGGGUACUACGGUCACGGCUACCCCUACGGGUACUACGGUCACGGCUACCCUUAUUAUUACGGUCACCCAUACACUUACGGCUAUGGCUACUCGAUCCACCACCCAGAAGGUUACUCGUACGUGCACCAGAGCAAUGUGGUCAAGAGGGAAGCACAGCCAAUGCACCACAAAAAACUCCACAAGCAUUCCAGUUAUGUGUACAGCUACAACCGCUAUCCUUAUGCCUACAACUACCCCUAUGGCUAUAAUUACGGUUACAGAUAUUGGAACCCGUACAGUUAUGGUUAUCGUUACCCAUACCACGGACAUUCCUACGGAUACGGAUACAAGCACACUGCAAGCUAAAGGAAAGCAGAAUCUUUAAGUAGAAGCCACCAUCUCAAAGUGACGAUCUUAUACGCACGCCAGAUUUAGUGCCGGCUAUCUUACCCCCACUCCCCUGAGGAAAUAUUGCACAGUAGCUUCUAUAUUAUGUAACGUAUUGUACUUAUCCAAGCUUCCUUCCACUUUCUAUUUCAGAUUCCUUUAGUGACAAAUUGUAAAUCAUAACAACCUAGUUUAUACCUGGCAAGAAACGUAUCCAAGUUUCAUAGCAGUGCAUGAUCAAUAUGACUUCCUUCCCAUCUAAGUCUUGCCCUUAUAAGAUUAACCUUUCCAAUAACAAAUGGGACAGUGUGUUUUCUCGUUGUUCCGUAAGCCAUUAUGUGAUUUAACCCCUUCAGUACUGGAACGCAUUGGACGAUUUUAUUUACAUUAGGAUGGAUUUAUGGAGAUCAGAAGAUUAAUGGCAAGAGUCUUCACUAUUCUAAUCCCAACAUAAGUAUCUAAAGCUGUAUAAAAUCUCCAAAUAGUAAGCAGAAUGAAUAUGGAAACGCGUCAUGGUACUGAAGUGGUUAACCAGUCUUCAUUAUUAUCUCAAAAUCUUAAUUGCUGCUCCGUAGAUUUUAAUGCAUGCACCCUUUGUUACACUUAUUAUUUUCAUUCAGUUAAGUGUAUGAUGUAGGCAAAAAGGAGAGAGCAUUUCGCUACAAAAUUGUUGCCUACCAUCGUAAUAGUGUAACCCUUACGAAUCCACAAUGACUCUCAAUGAUUAUAUGACAUGCAUAUAUGUAACAAAUGUACAUCUGUCUUUGUCAUGUAUAAGUAAGGUGUUAUGAGUUACAUGAGUUAUACUAGUGUUCGAAUGUUUGAGUCUUGAAGCACAUUAUUGCUGUACUUGAUAUGUUGCCUCACAACAUUAGCAAGUCUAGAACUGAUCGCUUUAUCUUCUUAAGUAACUGUUUUGUACACUGCAUAUUUCUGCUUUAGUUUCUUACAGAAUAAAAAAAAAACCUC
Molecule: messenger RNA, 2161 nt
Organism: Portunus trituberculatus (swimming crab)
Lineage: Eukaryota; Metazoa; Arthropoda; Malacostraca; Decapoda; Portunidae
Product: prisilkin-39-like
Exons: 2
Coding region: 665-1171 (168 amino acids)
Source: RefSeq, a predicted model, not a curated record